AUGACUCCCCUCCACAUACUGCCCGGGCUUCUCCUCCUUCUCACUCCUCGGUGCUCCUCUGCAGCUGCAAAUGGAGACAAGCUGACGGCAGGCCAAGCGCUCGCUGUUGGCAGCAAGCUCGUCUCCAGAAACGGCAAGUUCGCGCUUGGCUUCUUCCAGCCAGCAGCUGCGGCGGGUAGCAUCAGUAAGUCGUCUCACAAUGUCACCUCCCCAAGCUCAGGCUGGUAUCUGGGCAUAUGGUUCAAUAAGAUCCCGGUUUUCACUACUGUGUGGGUCGCUAAUAGGGAGGAGCCCAUCGUCCACCACAACUUCAACCUAACACAGCUCAAGAUAGCAAGCGAUGGCAAUCUUGUCAUUGUAGUAAACCAUGCCGGCAACACGGAGUCUGUAGUUUGGUCCACUCACAUCGCCAAUAAUAUGACACAAACCAGCAAAAAAAACACCCUCACCACUAGUGUUGCCCUUCUCUUGAACAAUGGAAACCUUGCCCUCACAUCUGAACAGAAGGUGUUGUGGCAGAGCUUCGACUACCCAACAGAUGUCGUGCUUCCUGGCUCUAAGUUUGGCCGUAACAAGAUCACUAGUUUUAGCAGCCAACUCAUCUCAAAGAAGAGCCUCAUUGAUCCUGGUUUAGGGUCAUACAGUCUUGACCUAGAAGAUAUCAAGGGGUUCGUCCUCAAGCGCCGCAAGAAUCCAUCAAUAGUGUAUUGGCUUUAUGAAUCCUCCACAACAUCAGCAAUGAAUCUUUUGCCACUAGCCCAGGCACUGCUAGAUUUGAAUCCUCAGACCAAAGGUUUACUUAACAUAACAUAUGUUGAUAACAACCAAGAGGAGUACUAUAUGGGCACUUUACGAGAUGAAUCCUCGGCUUCCAUAUUUGGCUUACUAGACAUCUCUGGUCAGAUAAAGAUGAAUCUUUGGUCACAAGCCAGCCAGUCUUGGCAGACAAUAUAUGCCCAACCAGACGAUCCAUGUGAUCCGCCUGCAACCUGUGGACCGUUCACAAUCUGUAGCGGCAAGCCACAUCCAUCAUGUGAUUGUAUGGAGAACUUCUCUCAGAAGUCCCCGCAUGAUUGGGAGUUUGAUGAUCGAACAGAAGGAUGCAUUAGAAAUACACCGUUACAUUGCACUCAUGAGAUAAACAUGACAAGUUCAACAGACAUAUUCCACCCCACUGUUCAAGUUCAAUAUCCGUACAACUCGCAAAACAUAGUCAGUGCUACCACCCAAAGAAAAUGCGAAGAAGUUUGUCUCAGUUCCUGCUCCUGCACUGCUUAUUCCUAUAACGAUAGAAGAUGUUCUGUCUGGAAUGGAGAAUUACUUAAUGUAAUUCUGGCAAAAGGCAUUGAUAACACCGGAGAUCAUGUUCUCUACCUUCGCCUUGCCGCCAAAGAUUUGCUGCCAAGUUUGAGAAAAAACAAAAGAAAACCAAAUGUUGGAGUUGUUAUUGCAUCCAGUAUUAUUGGUUUUGGAUUACUAAUGUUCAUGCUAUUGUUACUGAUUUGGAGGAACAAAUUCAAGCGCUGUAGUCUUCUAUCAAUAAGCUAUGACAAUCAAGGUAGUUCUGGUGGGAUUAUAGCCUUUAGAUACACGGAUUUAGUUCGUGCUACUAAGAACUUUUCAGAAAAGCUGGGUGGAGGUGGUUUUGGUUCUGUAUACAGGGGAUUAUUAAGUGACUCAGAGACUAGUGUAGCAGUUAAAAGGCUUGAUGUUGCCCAUCAAGCAGGAGAGAAGCAAUUCAGGGCUGAGGUGAGCUCAAUUGGAUUGAUCCAACACAUUAACCUAGUCAAACUUAUUGGUUUCUGUUGUGAAGGUGAUCAUAGGUUACUUGUGUAUGAACACAUAGUAAAUGGGUCUCUUGAUAGUCAUCUAUUUAAGGUGAGCAAUAAUGGUGAUGCCGCUACCCUAAAUUGGAAUAACAGAUACCAAAUAACCCUAGGAGUUGCUAGAGGAUUGUACUACUUGCAUCAAAGUUGCCAUGAGUGCAUUAUACACUGUGAUAUUAAGCCAGAGAACAUAUUGGUAGAUGGGUCAUUUCUUCCUAAAGUUGCAGACUUUGGGCUGGCAGCGUGUGUGGGAAGGGACUUUAGCCGAAUCCUGACAAGUUUUAGAGGAACCAUCGGUUAUCUUGCCCCGGAGUGGCUUAGCGGAGUUGCAAUCACGCCAAAAGUCGAUGUUUACGCCUUUGGCAUGGUGUUGUUGGAAAUCAUAUCAGGAAGGAGGAAUUCAGCACAUGAAACGUCAUACAACACCAGCAACAAUAGCAGUAACCAGCAUGUUGAAUAUUUCCCCGUGCAAGCCAUCAGCAAGCUUCAUAGCGGUGAUGUGAAGAGUUUGGUGGAUCCACGGCUAAAUGGUGAAUUCAGUUUGGAAGAAGUUGAAAGGGUUUGCAAAGUUGCUUGUUGGUGCAUCCAAGAUAAUGAGUUUGAUCGUCCGACGAUGGGUGAAGUUGUCCGGGUUCUAGAGGGUCUACACGAGAUUGAUGUGCCCUCGAUGCCAAGACUACUUGCAGCUAUUACAAAACAAUCUGGUGUUGCAAUGUAA
Messenger RNA from Triticum turgidum subsp. durum (durum wheat), 2544 nucleotides. The record is from the annotation of a GenBank genome assembly. NCBI's taxonomy places the organism in Eukaryota, Viridiplantae, Streptophyta, Magnoliopsida, Poales, Poaceae.